UUUAAUUUGUGUAAUAACUUUACUACACAAUGAAGUUACCAUUCUUGUAUGGUAUUCUUUGCUACAUAUAUUGCAGGAAUAAAAUUCUUUCCACUUUUAUGCGCUUCUAACACUUUUUUUCCCUGAAUUGCCAACCACUUUGAAGCCAUCACUGGGUAAGCUUAAAGUUUUGUACGUAUUAUAUGGCAACAGAAGAAGCUGUUUUACCUGUACUUACAUCUUUAAUACAAAAAGUAAGAGCUCCAUUUAUCGUCGAAGAAGUUUAUCGAGAUUACAGUCGCUUAAAACAUAAGAAAAAACUACUGAAGUACUUAGAAGUACUUCAGUACCUGGAAGCAAUCUCAACAACUUGAACGUUUAAAAGCAACGCAUAGUCUACUGGAAUAGUAAUUUGUAUGAGUAUGAAAAUUUUGAUUAAAAAAAUUUAACUCUGGCAGAAAGGACUCAAUCCUUUGUUGGAUUAACAUUCUAAAUAACUACACAUAAGAAAAUAUUAUGGAUAAGAUACGCAACAAAAUGCAAACAUCAACGCCUUUAGAUGCUAAGAAGCUAAUCGAUUAUCCCAAAUCAAAUGCCGUAACUCAUAUUAAAAACCGUAUAACUGAAGCCACAUCAACACCCGUGAAUCGUUUAUCACAUGACAAUUGCGUGAACGCAUCAAAUAUGAUAACGCCAUUGCCAAAUCCUAAAGCUAACAAAACGCAGAAAUAUAAUGAUUUCAAAACGGAUUUGAAAUGGUGCUUAGAUACUAUUCAAACUAUUUCAUUCCAAAAGUACAAUAUCGAAGCAAUACCAAUUACCAGUCAGGAAAGUAUUUUGCUUCGAGAUCUAAUAUAUGUGCUUACAGGAAUGCAGGGUUCGUAUAUUACUAUGAACUAUAAUGGAAAAGUGACAAAUCAAUUCUUAAAUAAAUUUACUGUCGAAUAUGAGAUAUCGCCUCAAGUGCAUAGUACAUUGCAAGAUAUAACGCGCGAAAUUUUGCCUUUAGCUAAAUAUUACCUCUGCAUUCAUCACUAUAUGGAAUUAUGGAGUUUCUCUAAUUCAGGGCAAGUCAUGGAAGCUUUAAGUGAGGCGUUAAGAAAAUUGAUGCAUGAUUAUUAUUUACUUUUAGCGCAGUUGGAGUCUGAACUUGAUAGUGGAAAACUUAGCUUGCACAAAAUGCUUUUUUAUAUACGGCCUACUUUAAACACAAUGGAAAUUUUAGAUAGUGUUAUCACGGAUAUAGCAAUGAACAAUGUUAGAGGUGGUGCUGUGCUUACAGUUCUUUACAACAAAAUUGGGGCACUAACUGGUGAUGAGGAAUCUCAAAAAUUUAUUAUUCAAUUGACUGAAAUGGCAGCGGUUCCGUAUAUGGAUAUUCUGCAGCUGUGGAUACAGAAGGGUGUUAUAAACGAUCCACAAAAUGAAUUUCUAGUUGAAGAUAAUGAAAUUAUUACUCAAAAAGAAACACCUGCUGGUUACUCUGAGGGUUAUUGGGAAAAACGAUAUGUCAUUCGUCGCGAAGUCACACCUUGUUUUUUAGAAAAAUUAGUAGACAAAAUAUUGCGGACAGGAAAAUAUUUAAAUGUUAUAAGACAGUGCGGAAAAAAAGUAACGUGUCCACAUAGUGUUCAAUUGCGCUUUUCACCAGAUGAUCACAGUUACAUUUCCGUUAUAGAAGAUGCAUACCAUUUUGCUUCACAAAAUCUUCUAGAAGUUCUACUUAAAGAAAAUGAUUUGAUGGGUCAUAUUUUAUCAGUGAAACGUUACUUGUUACUGUAUCAAGGCGAUUUUAUAGUACAAUUCAUGGACGCUUGUGAUGAUGAAUUAGCAAAGCCAGUAGAUAAAGUACUGCCAACAAAAUUGGAAAGCCUUUUGGGUUUAACAUUAAGACUUUCAUCUGCUAAACAUGACCCUUAUAAAGACGAUGUGCAUUGUAAUCUUCUGACAUAUGAUUUACAUACCGAAAUAUCGAAAAUAUUUAAAAGAGACGGAGAAUUAACAGAAUCAUUCGAUUUGAUGGGCGUGGAGUGUUUCGCAUUCGAAUGUGGAGUGGAUUGGCCGAUUUCAUUGGUAUUGGACAAAAUCGCUAUACGCAAAUAUCAAAUUCUUUUUCGGCAAUUAUUUAUUUUGAAGCAUGUAGAGCGGCAGCUGUGCAAGAUCUGGAAAGAGAAUUCCGUUUGUAGAAAUUUUUUACCACAUUCAGCGGAACUUUAUCGUUCGGCAUUUACGCUGCGCCAACGUAUGAUGAACGCUAUACAAAAUUUGGAAUAUUACAUGAUGAUUGAAGUAAUAGAACCAAAUUGGCACAUAUUUUUACAGAAAAUGGAAAAGGUGCAAAAUGUUGAUGAAGUGUUAUUCCUUCAUCGGGACUUUCAGGAUACUUGCAUAAGAAACUGUUUGUUGUCAGAUGAAUUUAGACUUUCUCGAAUUAUUUACCCACUUUGCAAAAUAUGUUUGAAGUUCUGUGAUUUUAUACAGCAGUCGCAACGAUUGUUCUCUGACGCGGAGCUUAAGUCUAUGGUGUGCGACAGCAACGAUGAUGAUAAUUCUGAUCCCGAAUAUGAUAUUUCGAGUCAGAAACAGGUGGAAACCGCCCUGGCGCCAACAGAUACUUUUUCGCAGCGUGUAAAAACUUUCGAUUUGGAGUUUUCGGAACUUGUAAUUAAUCUACUAAGCGAAAUAAAUAAAGUCGUUGUGAAGUACUCGUCGGAGAGUUUCUUGAACCUAGUUCACCGUAUGAAUUUCAACGGGUUCUACAAUAAUCAAAUCGACAAGAAUAUGGGUCGGUGAAGGAAAUGAAUUCACAAAUUCCUAAAUGGGAAUUUAUUUUAAUCCACACAAUUAAUUCAUUGCUUAUAUUUUGCAUAAGAUUUUUUUACUUUUACUUUUAA
Molecule: messenger RNA, 2873 nt
Organism: Teleopsis dalmanni
Lineage: Eukaryota; Metazoa; Arthropoda; Insecta; Diptera; Diopsidae
Product: gamma-tubulin complex component 2 homolog
Exons: 12
Coding region: 496-2772 (758 amino acids)
Biological process (GO): cytoplasmic microtubule organization; meiotic cell cycle; mitotic cell cycle
Cellular component (GO): spindle pole; centrosome; gamma-tubulin small complex
Molecular function (GO): gamma-tubulin binding; microtubule minus-end binding
Source: RefSeq, a predicted model, not a curated record